CGCCCCAGUCGGCGGGCGCCUGCCGGAGGGGAAGCAUCUCCCGGCCCCUCCCUGCUGCGCGUCUCUCCCUCGCCCCGCCUCCCGCUCGCCGGGCGCCUCGGGCGGGGAUGGCAGCCGCGCGGAGCGAGCGCGCGAUGGAGGCGCCGCGGCGGCCGCACCUGCCGCGCCGGGAGGAGAAGGAGGACGCCGCCGCCGCCGCCUCGUAGGCAGCGCUGCCCGGAUCCCGCCCUGCCUGCCAGCGCUGCCAGCGGCGGACGGGGGAAGAAGGCAGACGUAAGCAGGCUAACUAUAGCAUCUCCCCGGAGCCGGCAGGGAGGCAACCUGGGCGGGCAGCCUGCGCCAUUCCCGGGCGAGGAGCGGCGUAGCUACAGGUGACUCGGGUUCUCCACAGCAUCCCACCCCCCGCUCGGACAUGGGGCUGCCUUGGCGUCUCCUCCUCGCGCUCCUGCUCUUGGCUCACCUGGGCUCGGCCGCCGAGGGCAGCCCGGGGCAGGCGGCGCCUGGCAAAGGGAAAGCGGCCAGAGAGAAGCAGGCGCCUUACCCCAGCGCCAAGAGCGCGGCGGCGGCUCCUCCCUGGAGCGGUUCCCCGGAGAAGAGCCCCGUCUUGGCCCAGAGGCUCUCCCUGGAGGUGCCCGCCAAGGUGGCCUCGUUCCUCCACACGGGCGACCCUCGGGAGCUGAGGCACGCCAACUGCUCCGGGAGGUACGAGCUGGCUCCCCCCUGGGCCGGCAAGUCCCGCCUGGCCGCCUCGCCCCCGUCGCUGCACGGCGCCCUCGACACGCUCCUGCACGCCACCAACUUCCUCAACACCAUCCUGCAGAGCAACCGGAGCCGCGAGCAGAACUUGCAGGAGGACCUGGAGUGGUACCAGAUCCUCAUCAAGAGCCUGCUGGAAGGGGACCCCAACAUCUCCCGGGCGGCCAUCACCUUCAACCUGGAGCCCUGGUCCUCCGCCCCGCAGGUCUUCCUCCAGGCCAUCCGGCAGGACAGCCACAUCCUCCUGCAGGACUUGUCUUCCGGGGCUCACCACCUGGCCAACGCCUCCAGCGAGACCGAGUGGUUCCACGCCUGGAAGCGCAAGGGGAGGCCCCACCAGCACCGCAAGGGCUUGAGUCCUCCUGGUGCCAAGGCUUUGGAGGGCAGCCUGAAGAGGAGGGAUGGGCACCUGGUGGCCUCCGAGAGGAGCCACAUCAAGUGGUCCUCCCCCUACCUGGAGUGUGAGAAUGGGAAUUACAAGCCGGCCUGGCUGGUCACCCUCUCUGCAGCUUUUUAUGGGCUUCAGCCGAACCUCCUUCCUGAAUUCAGGGGUGUUGUGAAAGUGGACAUAAACUUACAAAAAGUGGACAUUGACCAAUGUUCAAAUGAGGGCUGGUUUUCAGGAACUCACACAUGCCACUUAAAUAGCUCCGAGUGUGUGCCAGUGAAGGGCCAUGGAUUUGUACUCGGAGCCUACAAGUGCGUUUGUAAGGCUGGAUUCUAUCGUCCCAAAAUGUUUUCAAUGAACGGCUUUCACAGAAAGGUUGCAGAGAGCCAUUUUCCUGGAGGCGAGAUGUCGGAGAAAAUCUACAGCUGCUUACCCUGCAGGGAAGGAUGUUCUUACUGCACAGAUGAUACUCCCUGCUAUGCACAGGAGGACAAGUAUUUACGGCUUGCUAUCAUCUCAUUCCAAACUCUCUGUAUGCUGCUGGACUUCAUAAGCAUGCUCGUGGUCUACCGGUUUCGCAAAGCAAAGAGCAUUAAGGCAUCUGGUCUCAUUCUCUUGGAGACUAUCCUGUUUGGGUCACUGCUUCUUUACUUCCCGGUUAUCAUUUUGUACUUUGAGCCAAGCACAUUUCGCUGUGUUCUCCUAAGAUGGGUUCGCCUUUUGGGAUUUACUACUGUUUACGGAACUGUUACACUCAAGCUGCACAGGGUUUUGAAAGUGUUCCUGUCACGGACUGUUCAGCGAAUGCCAUACAUGACAGGCGGGCGCGUGAUGAAGAUGCUGGCUGUGAUAUUCCUGGUGGUGCUUUGGUUCCUAAUAGGCUGGACUGCUGCCGUCUGCCAAAACCUGGAGCGAAACAUUUCUCUUGUUGGCCAAGGACAAACCUCAGAUCACCUGAUCUUCAGCAUGUGCCUGAUAGACCGGUGGGAUUAUAUGAUGGCUAUUGCUGAAUUUUUAUUCCUCUUGUGGGGCGUUUAUCUCUGCUAUGCAGUGCGGACCGUGCCCUCGGCGUUUCACGAGCCACGUUAUUUGGCUGUUGCGGUUCACAUUGAGCUCAUUAUCUCUGCUAUAUUCCAUGCAAUUAGGUUCAGUCUUGCCUCAAGACUUCAGUCUGAUUGGAUGCUGAUGUUGUUCUUUGCGCACACACACUUGACUGUGACAGUCACCGUUGGGUUACUUCUGAUCCCGAAGUUUUCCCGUUCAAGCAAUAACCCAAGAGAUGACAUAGCUACUGAGGCUUAUGAAGAUGAACUCGACAUGGGAAGAUCUGGAUCUUACCUGAACAGCAGUAUCAAUUCAGCUUGGAGCGAGCAUAGCUUGGAUCCGGACGAUAUUAGGGAUGAAUUGAAGAAGCUGUAUGCCCAGCUGGAGAUUUAUAAGAGGAAAAAGAUGAUCACCAACAACCCACACCUCCAGAAGAAGAGGUGCUCCAAAAAGGGCUUGGGUCGUUCAAUCAUGCGAAGAAUUACGGAGAUCCCUGAGACAGUCACCAGGCAGUGCUCCCGGGAGGAAAAGGACUUUCUGGAGCAUGGGGUUUCGAAGAAUACUCCUGCGACAAAGAAGAACCCACCGGAUUCUGGGGGACACAUCAAACCGAAGGAAGAAUCCUUGAGGAACCGAGUCUUCUCGUUGAAGAAGUCUCACAGCACUUACGACCACGUCCGGGAGCCGGCCGCAGAGCCUAACAGCUUAACAACAGAAAGCGUGGAGGUCAUCACAGCUACUGAGAAUUCCUUGCUGGAUUCUGCCCCUGGGAAAAAGACCGCAGACAAAACUGAAGCAACGUCCACUGAAAACGUCCCUUUGGUGUGCAAAUCCGUGAGCGCUCACAAUUUGAGCGCAGAUAAGAAGCCCCUUCACCCCAGAACGUCAGUGUUGCAGAAAUCGCUCAGUGUUAUUGCCAGUGCCAAGGAGAAAACGCUGGGGCUGGCCGGGAAAAUGCAAAGCGAAGAGGGCGGUAAGUCGCACAAGUCUCAACAGAAGGGCAAAGAGGGGAGCAAGAAGCACUCGGGCGCCGAUAAAAGCGAGCAUAAGGAUUCUCACCGGAAAAACUCUGCCCAUGCAGACGAGGCGAAGAAGACCCAUAAAUCUGGGAUAAUGAAGCAACAAAAGUCCACUCAGGCAGCUGGGAACCCUGAGGCGGCAGCAGCAGCAGCAGCAGAUAAGACCCUGCCAAAGGGCAAAGUUGACAUAGGAGAGGUUUGCCCCUGGGAAAUCUAUGACCAGAGCCCGGGGUCUGGGCUUUCUGAUUCCAAAGCUCAAAAGCACGUCUCCAUUGCUUCCUCUGAAUCAGAGAAGCAACCCUCUUCCCCGGCCAAGGGCAAAACGCCCCACAAGACUGCGGAAGGCAAUCAGCUCCCCAAUCAAAAGAGCACAGAUAGAUGUGAAGUGUGCCCUUGGGAGACCCAAGAAGAAGAACUGCCAAGUUUGAAGGCUCAGCGGGGCGAGAAUGCUAAUAAACAGUGUGCCCCCAGCGUUUCUGCUGGAGAGCCCAAGGAACUGCGCCAAAAGACAACAGCACAAACCACAGAUACCAAUAAACUGGGAGGCCAGACAAAAAAUUCCUCCUCCUCUCCAGUGGGGAAUGCGCUUCCCUCUGAUUCUGCCAAGCCGGCAGCUAGUAACUCACAGCAACCUUUAAGGUCUCGUGUGGAAAUCUGCCCUUGGGAGUACGAGGCGCCAGAGUUACCCAAAGGGGAGAAAAGUAUAGCUUUAUCGAACGCUACCAGUUUAAGCUCGAAUAAAACGGCGGCGCAUCCUAAAUAAAGAGGGCUUCUUAGACUGCUGGGAAGAGAAGCGAACACCUGAAUGAGAAAGGGCUGAAAAGAGGGAGGGGGGAAAGGUCCCGAGGAUCUGGAAAUUCCAAAGGAGCAUCACUUAAGCAGGCGGCGAGCACCUUGAAUACGUAGGAACUAGGCAAAGUGAAUUGUCUCUUGUUUGUUUGUUUAUUGUUGAGUGCCAACGGGGUUAUCAGUGCGAUCCAGAACAUGAGGAACUGUGGCCCUUCCCUGUCCCCCCAAAAAGAGUUUACAUUCCAAAUGAGCGAAAACAUGCCUUUAGAAAUAAUUUAUUUUUUUUGUAAUAAUGUGCGGGGUUGGUAAGUAAGCGACAUCAAAGUAAUGAAGAUCAAAUGUAAUUAUUCCUAAAGGCCCUGUAGUGGCAUAACGUGGGUUACAAAUUCAUUAAAUGUCAUAAAAUCUAAUGGAGUUGUUGUGAAAGGCCUCGGAUCAGAUGCAGGAUACCACCGAGACUCGAAGCAAAUGGAUGCAGAGAUAAAAAUUGUGUGCUGUGGGAGCAACUCCAGAAACGAAAACGAAACAAAGAAAAUCAUGACUUUUCACUUUCAUGGGAUCAUAGAAUUGCAGAGUUGGAACCCAACCUCCUCCUCAUCUCUGCCCUUGAUAGCACUGCUAACUUAACGCAUCCCCCUCCCCAAUUAUAUUUUUAUAUGAUUGCUCUCAUUUUUCUUAUAAAUGUAUGUACUCUGUGUCUCAUAUUUAAGCAUUCCAGUUUGUAUAAUGUUUGCAAAUAACUUUGAUAUGAUUAUGUGACACAACACAUUUAUGCAAUCUGCAGGUAAAAUCGAAUGUGUGCAAUUCUGAAAGCAAAACUUGCUCUAGAAAUUGGUUGAUUUCUAGGACUUACGGCAAAGCUCCCAAAGGCUCGUUGAAGCUGUAAGAAAAAACACACUGGGGAUUUUAUUUGGCUGUUCUUUUUUAUUUUUUUGGUCGUGGUUUGUAUUGUGGGCUUGUUGUUCUCUCUGUUAUUUCCGAUUAUGAUUUGAUGCUGUACGAUUCAGGGUUUUUAUACGAGGUACGUUCCGUCUCUUGCACUUGUCCGUUGAUGAUCUUUACUAGCGGAAGCCGUCACCUUAGGGAGUUGCACAGCUUGGUAAAUAAUCAUAAUGAUAUUUAUUGUUUCUGUAGCGCUUAGAAAGCAAGCACUGUUUAAAAAUAAAUCUGAGGACAAUGUUUCUUAGAAAACUGGCAAAAUGUUAUUUAUCAUUCCAGAAACUCUACUUUAAUAAUUCUUCAUCGGUAUCUUGCUCAGUACUUUAUAUUGAGCCAGUUGAAGGAAAACGGGGAAAUGUAGAAGAUGUCUUCUGCAGAGUGGGAAUUCUGGAAUGCUGUCUGGAUUCAUGUUUCAGGAGAGGAAUUAGGUUUGAAAGGCCUUGUUCAUCAUACUGUUAAACUUGAGAGAAUCAGAAAGUGAGGAUCCUUCCUGCCCUGCACCUAUUAAGUAAAUGACAGGACAAAUAAAACAGUUAGCCCCCAUUUGUUUCUCUCCUGCAAAGCACUUGUACAGCCAGAUCCUAUGCAUGUUUACUCAGAAAUAAGCAACACUGAGUUCAGUGGGGUUUACUUUCCAGGUAAAUGUGCAGGUUAUGGAUUGCAGCCUUAAUCUGCAAGGUGUUUUUGUGAUCAUUAAUUGUUCUAUAGCACUUUUACCAAAUUAGGUUAUGAUAUCAUUUCUCUCCGUGACCCACCCACCUACUGACCACGGUUGCCAGCUCCUGUCCUGGAUACCGCGAUGAUUGCUUUAAUGACGCCAGCUCAGUAAAACAGCAUUUGGGAAGGGUACCUCCACCCCAGCAGUGCAAUGGUCCGGUUCCUUGUCUUUUGCUCCUGAUGCAAGCAGGACUCCGAUUUUGCCUUAGACUAGAGCAUGUAGGGGAAUUAGUUGAGUGGAGGGCUGAGCACUGAGAUGUAUGCAAGUCCCUGCUCCUAAUCACUGUUUCUCUCUGUAGCAAGGGGGCGGGACCAGUUUCUCUCUGGAUGGAAUUGGGCUCUCAGCUGCCACUGGCCCGACCCAGCAUGGCUGCUGGCAAUGAAUGCUGUGAGUUGGAGCCCCGCGACAUCUGGAGGGCCACAGGUUUCACAUCUGUACUCUGCAUAUUUCAGACAUGGCCUCCACAAUUGCCCCAGCAGUGGGACAUUUUAGGGGCCAGGUUUGGAUGGGAGAGCAUUGGGGAGUUCAGAACUUUCAAGUAUAUAAAGCAGAGACUCGGUAGGAGCAAGAAAGCAGUCCUACUUGGCUGCACCAGGGAGCAAUGUGGGCAACUCCCACCCCCACCGAAGACUGCACUGACACUUCCAGACAAGUCUAACUAGACAUUUUUCAUGCCCCCCUCUCUCUGCUCUGUGUCUUCAACGCACAUAGUUGUUCAUCUGCCUCCUCCCUUUAGCUGGAGAAAUGUCAUAUUCUAAAAAAACUGAUGGGUAUCUCAUACAAAUCCACAGAGGGAAUCCCUCACCUAUCGGGACAAUAUGUCCUAACAGUUAACUCUCUUUGAUGGAAUAUGGGAAAUAUAAUUCUGGGCUUUCUUUCAUUAAAGAGCUUUCCGCCCAACAAAAGACAGCUCAGGCAGCAGUGCUGCCACCACUCCCUAUCACUUUGCUGCUACUUCCUUGCAAGGUUCCUUGCAUUGCACAUGACAUUGUUGCUCUUGAACACUGCCCAGCCCCGUAUAUCCAAGACUCAGUGAUGUGAGCCAGGAAUGGAGUGAAGUGUCACGCAUCACACAUUGCGUCAUUAUGAGGAAGGGGUGGAAAGUGACCAAGAGUAAUGAUGGUCAACUCUGAGUCUCUCAUGUUGCCUAUUUGAGUUGAUGUCCAACUUAGAGCAGUUGAAGCAACCACCGCGAUAUCUGAGUCAGGAGAUGGCUACCCUGCUCAUAAUAUACCAAAUAUUGAUAUAUAUAUAUAUAGAGAGAGAUCUAUGCACUAGCCAAUGCUGGCUUUUAAGCCGUAUCUCAUUCAUCUUCAGUACACCAGGUGAAGUUGGUGGCAUUUUUGUAAGUUGAGAGUGUGAUCUGAAAGCAUAUGAUGCAGUUCUACUGCUGAAGCUAAACAGGUCUGGUCAUGGAAGCUACCUGGAUGGGAGAUAACCACUUGUAGGACACUCUGAGCUUUGGAUGAAGAGCAGUGCAUAAUUUUUUUUUAAGCAAGCACUUUUUAAUCUCCCUUCUACCAGUGAUGGUUGAGAGAUAGUCGUUCACCUAAAGCUAUCAUUCAUUUCUAGCUGAGCAAAAAUUUGAACCUAGUUUCAAGGGAUCCCAAGGAUGAACUAUGCACUAGUCCAGCCAAGAUGUGGACAAUUGCUUAAGGCUGUGUCUAUAACAGUCCCAGCUGAAGCCAAUGGUGUCUUUGAUGGGCAAAAAUGAAUAAAUCUUUGUUAAGGAUGUCAUGGAAUUUUGGAUAACACAGAGGCUGAAGACUAAACAGUAGCAGUUCAGCCUCUUAAAUAUAGCCCUAGGUUAUAGUCUACAUCUCCACCUAGGUACCAAAAUGCCCCAUGAGUUUAAUUUAUUGGGUUAACAUGCCUGCCUCCUGGUGUGUGACCAUGUGUGUUCUCAAAUGAACACAUGGAUCUCUUGCAUGCACAGAGGUCUCAAUAUAUCCCCUUUAAAUGAAGCUGUCUUUCACUUGUGAACUCAGAUUAACCACCUUUAUUGAAAUGAAUGGAGACCCCAUUCUGGCCUGGAUAACUUCAUGCAUGCAUGAAGACAUGGUGGUGACUCCUAACUCCCACCUUACUGAAUCUUCUGACUAAAGUGGUGGGCACACCACUUUAGAAUCCCAGAUAGCAUAUGAAGACAAUUCAUCUCAACUGAGAUGAGCUAUGUACUAUGUAAGGAUAUGUGCAGCAUCUUCUUCUGCACUAUGUAAGGAUGAUGGGGACAGUGUCAGGAUAGGCAACCAGCCACAAGUGAUCUGCAUCCACAUCGGGGGGUGGGGGUGGUUAGGAUGCUUUAUCUGCAUGUAGUGGGGAACCUUUGUUCCUCCUGAAUUUGCUGGACUCCAGCUCCCAUCAGGAUGGCUGGUGAUCAGAGACAAUGGACAUUGGAGUCCAACAUCUGGAGGACUACAGGCUUCCCACUCCCAGUGUAGUUAGUGGCUUUUACUGCCAAGGUACAUCAAAUGAGGAAAACACCUGGAACUGCCCUCCCCAUCUAUAUUCAAAUCCUUGGCAGGUUUUUAUGUGGGACAGCAGCCAAGGAUCCCAUUGGGAGCCUAAGGCAGUUCCUGGACCACAGCACAUAUCUCAAGAAGGAAAUGUUGGGCCGGGGGGGGGGGAUUUAACAACAACGGGGAUGCAAUUGAACUGCCUUCAGAAGUCUGUAUAUUUUGUCUUUCCAAAGUCUGUCAGGAACCGUUUUCUAAAAAGCAAAAACAAAUGUAUUUUUCUUAAAUCAAGAAAAUAGAUAUAAUAUAUUUACAAUAUAUCGUAUAAAAAUAUUUAAUCAUUCAGAAAAGUUAAAGCUGUAGAAGUAAAGAAUUUUGACUCCCCUAAGAAAGAUUCAGACUGAGAAAGAGGAAAGCUCUGGUGUAUCUUACUGGUAUAGGGAAGGCCUGGGGACAAAGAAAGAAAAUAAAGUUGUACAGGUUGGCAUUAUCCUUCUCCACCCCAUAAUACUCAAUCUAAGGUUCAAACUCGUGUAUGCCCUUACGUGUAUGUACGUGUAUGCCUUUAAUUGUCACAAAAUGGCUUUCUCCAGUAGAGAACUUAAGCAGAACCAUGGGAGGUUUGGGGAGGAAGAGAUGUGGUUGUUUUGUUCCCUUUUUCGGCAUGGUAAUGGAAAGCAGGGACCCUCUCCACCGUGGAAGGCAAAUAGGCACAUUCUCAGUGUGGGACCUACUGUGAAAAUCCAUUUGAGAGUUCACAACCUCUUCCUGCAAGGCCUUUUGCUGACCGGCCCCUUUGGGUGCACUGAAACAGGCUAGGCAUGGUGGUAAAAGCAAGAGGCACGUGAUAUUGAACAGCAUUCUCUUUGUCUCUUUAAAGGAGAGGACUUCCUCCAUUCCAUUCCCUUGGUGUUCUUCUGCUCAUUGUAUCUUGUGUUCAAAUUCUCCCGACUCCUGGUUUAACUAGGAUAUUUUCUCAAAUUCUAGAAUUGGAG
This is a messenger RNA of Podarcis muralis (Common wall lizard), 9104 nucleotides long. RefSeq names its product G protein-coupled receptor 158 (gene GPR158). Gene Ontology annotation, molecular function: G protein-coupled receptor activity. NCBI's taxonomy places the organism in Eukaryota, Metazoa, Chordata, Lepidosauria, Squamata, Lacertidae. Gene Ontology annotation, cellular component: membrane. The record is from RefSeq and is a predicted model, not a curated record. Gene Ontology annotation, biological process: G protein-coupled receptor signaling pathway.